Molecule: messenger RNA, 4494 nt
Organism: Pararge aegeria (speckled wood butterfly)
Lineage: Eukaryota; Metazoa; Arthropoda; Insecta; Lepidoptera; Nymphalidae
Gene: Pez
Product: tyrosine-protein phosphatase non-receptor type 14
Exons: 10
Coding region: 1-3492 (1163 amino acids)
Biological process (GO): protein dephosphorylation
Cellular component (GO): cytoskeleton
Molecular function (GO): protein tyrosine phosphatase activity
Source: RefSeq, a predicted model, not a curated record
AUGCCUUUCAAGCUGAAGUUGAAGAAGACGAGACAGUACAAUGUGGCGUCGAAAAGUCUUUUUGUCAUCAGUGUCGAACUUUUGGACGGAGGAGUCGCGGAUUGUACGCUGUCCGUUGACAGCACAGGGCAGGAGUGCUUGGACAACGUGUGUCAGAGACAAGCGAUCAACCAGCCUGAGUUUUUCGGUCUUAGAUACGUAAAUAGAGGCCAGCAGCCGAGAUGGGUCCAAUUAGACAGGCCGUUGAAACUCCAGCUAGACAAAUUCGCUUCUUCCCACCAGCUUUACUUACGUGUAAUGUACUAUGUUAUAUCAGGAACGAGUCUCAUUACUGAUGAAGUUACACGCUACCAUUAUUUCUUACAAUUGAAGAAUGAUUUAGUUGAAGGGAGGAUAAUUUGUGAUUCUCAGCAAGCUGUAGUCCUGGCAUCCUAUAGCCGUCAAGCGGAGUAUGGCAACCAUGACAGGGAACGUCAUACAGUGGAGUACCUGAAGAAUUUGCUGAUGUUUCCAAAGCAAAUGUUGGAUGGCGGUCAGAUUAUUGACAGUUGUACUUUAGCAGAGACAGGGAGGCUGGAAUGGUUGACUGCUGCGGUUAUACAGCAUCAUAUGUCUUUGCACAACAUGCCUCAGGCUCAAGCAGAAGAAGGCUUCAUCACGACAUGCCAGCAGCUGCGAGGCUACGGCCAGGAGAUGUUCACAGCGCGAGACAAGCGCGACCAGAGCGAGGUCACCAUCGCCAUCUCGCUCACAGGCAUCCGCGUGCUCACUGACACAAGCGACACCCCCCACUUCUACCGAUGGAUGGACAUAACAAACGUCAUAAACCACAAAAGAACGUUUAGCAUCGAAUGCCAAAAGCAGGGUGAAUCGGCGACCUUCACUUUGCCAAGCCCUGAAGAUGGGAAGUACGUUUGGCGAAUGUGCGUUCACCAGCACACAUUCUACAUGCGGCACCAGGGAGCUCUGAAUGCUGCCGUGGACGAACAUAGACCGAAGUUUCAGCAAGAACACGGCCUAUCGGAGAGUCGCGAAGAACUGGACGCACCAAUGGGCAGCACGUCUCGCCUGGAGCCUUUGACGGCGGCUCACCGGGCGCACUCCACGUCAUGCCUGGAGCUGGCGGACAACCGACCGCACCCAAAGAACAGAGCGCUCCUGCCAUCGUACCGGCCGGCGCCCGACUACGAAACGGCCAUCCAACACAAAUACCAGCAACAGAGGGCCGAGGCGCAACUGCGGUACCAAAACCACCACGCGCACUCCCAACUCCUCAGCACCAGCGCGCAGCCCCUCGUCUAUGGCUCCCACCCCGACAUCCACAGGGUCCACUACCCCGACGUCACAAGACAUACUGUUACCCAGCAAGUCGCAGCCACGGAUGACUACGCGUACGGCCUCAAAUUCGUCGGGAACUACCCCAUGGCUGUCAACCCUAACGUGCAAACCGACCACGCAUUGCACUACGUCAACGUCUAUAAACCACCCCCUCCUUACCCUUCCAACGGCUUAGCUUCCAACUCCACCCCCGACCUUGCAGUGGCCAGCCAAGCUUUAAACUACCAUCGGGGUUACAUAAACUCGCACGUCUCCGGAUCUAGUCCCGAUUUAGUCUCCACAAGAACAGCUUUAAAUCGACAAUACCUAGGAUACGUAAACCCUGGCCAUAAUGUUGUUAACUACAGACAGAAUGUCCUCCCGGCCACCCACGGAACGUACAACAACUUGAAUUCCGUUCUCGAACCGAAUCCUCACAUUAUAAUCGACCCGCACCAUAUAUCCGAUAACAUACAGAAAGUUUACGACGAAAGAGGAAACAUUAUGUAUUCCAUGCCAAUGAGGACGAUAUCCUACCAGAGGCAUUUAGUGUUGCCGCAAAUAAAACACAGCGAAACUCAGGAACCUAUAUACGAAAACGUGCCAUUACCCUGGCAAAACGAAGCUAAAAUGACCAUGCGAGAGCGAGCUCAAAGUCUCACUACCACGGAUGAAAUCUCAAGGUUAAACGAAAGAAACAGCAGCCAUCCGACGAUUAACAACUACGGAAACUUAAAACCAAUUCUCAACGUGCCAAAUUACGUGCCCAAAAUUGACAACGACUGUCAUUACGUGAACGCACAGAUAAUCAAAGGCGUUCGAGAGUCAAGCGUGCCUAAAGAUUUAAACGUAACGGUGAAUCAACCGGAAGAUAACAUCGGCUUGAGUAUAGAUAGAAUAUCAUUGAAAAACGACGAUAAAGAUUACGACGAAACGCCGUACCAGAGUCUGUCGACACACAAAGUGUCAAACAACAACACGAUCAGCAAGUCUGUUGACAACGUGACGUCGAUCAGCAUUCCUGACGUCAGGAUUCAUUCGGACAACAAUACGUCCCAGAGCAGCGUGACAGACAGUGCUCUAUCGAGUUCGAUAAUGAACUCGACUUACAGCACUAGCAUAGAACUAGAGGGAAGCAAAACUAAUAUAACUAAAGAGAAGAAAAGGAGAAGAUGGGGCGUUUUCAUGGGGCGGGGCAACAAAAAUGUGGAAGUGAAAAGCGCGACCUUGGGGCGGGAUCGCGCGAAGGCCGGCCAGCCCACGAACAAGCAUCGCUGGUCGACCGGUCUGCCCAAGUUUCAGCCUCUACCACCGAGUAUUACCAAAGAAACCUUGUGCCAACUGCUGGAGCGCAAGAUGGCGGACGAGCAGCUGGCGUUCGCGUUCUCGCAGAUCCCCAAGGGGCGCGAGCGCGACGCGGAGCACCGCACGGCGCUGUUGCCGCAGCACGCGCCGCUCAACGCCUUCAGCGCGGACAGCCUGCCGUACGAGGACAACCGCGUGCGCCUGGCGCCCGCGCCCGCCAACCCGCACGGCUACAUCAACGCCUCGCACGUCACGAUGACCGUGGGCUCGUCUCAGCGGUUCUACGUGAUAACGCAGGCGAGCCCGGCGGAGCAGGCCGCGCUCAUGUGGGAGUGCAUCUGGCAGGUGGGCGCGCGCGUGGUGGCGCUCGUGGGAGGAGAACCCAAGCACUUGCCGCCGGCUGACCGCGCCACGGACUUCGGACCGUUCCAGGUGGUGUGCGGGCGCUGGUCACGCGCCGCGUGGGGCGGCUCGGUGCGCGUGCGCGUGCGGCGCGCCGAGCGCGCGCGCAGCCUGUGGCACGUGCACUACAGCGACUGGCCCAGCGGCGCGCACGCGCCCGCCGACGUGGCCGGCUUCCAGGAGUUCAUCUCGGAGGUGAACGGGCUCCAGCUGGCGUGCGAGGCGGAGGCCAGCGCGGAGAAGUCGCUGGCGCGCAACGCGCCCGUCGUGUUCGGCGGCGCUCGGCCCGGGCCCGCGCUCGCGGCGCACCUGCUGCUGCACGUGCUCGACACCAACCAGGAACUAGAUAUCCCUCGUACCAUCGGCCUGUUACACCAGCAGCGGGCAAACCUCAUAGAGAACGUGCACCAGUACCGGUUCCUGCACCAGGUUCUGCUUCAGUACUUGAAGCAGUCCCGGCUCAUCUGAGCUCCUAACUCACUCAAAUUGUGAUCACUAACUCACUCAAUUAUUAAUACUAUUGUUACGCUGUUAAGCCCGAAUCUUUUUUUAUACUCGAGGCUAAUUUUUAAUCGCCAGAUAAUUUCUAACUGAGGGAUAACAUUUUGUACCCAAACAUUAAAACGAAACCCUAUUACUAAAACUCCGCUGUCCGUCCGUCUGUCAUCAGACCACUAUAACAACACAUACUAAAAAACAUAAAAUAAAUAUUUAAGGGCGCCAUUCAAAAGACGUGUUUUUGUCGUUUUGUAUACCCGUACACUUGGCCGGUUUUUUAUGUACCGUAUUACUAUAAAUUUUAUUCCACAGAUUUAUACAUUUUUAAAAUGCAUUUAACUAUUUCGAGACUCGUAGGAUUUGAUCGCGGUCUGAGCGCUUUACCACCAAGCUACAAGUCCUCACACCGCCGAUGCCGAAAUUAAUACACACCCUUUAUAUAAGUCUUAUAGCUACUCUAGCGCCAUCUAGUACGAAACAUUGCAGUUACUUACCAAAGGUCUAUAUUAGAUACUUUUAUAUUCCCUUCCAAGUGUAGAUAAACAAACUACACAACAAGUGUAGAUAAAAAAAAUUAUAAAAUGUAUGCCUCGGAUAAGUUAUUUGUCGAUUAAAACAUCAGCCCCUUAAUAUACAAUGCAUUGUGCUCAACAAAUAUAUUUUAGUAUUUCGCUUUUAGUGCAACAAAGAAUAUGUUUUAAUACCAAACUAUAUAAACACAGUAUAGAGAGAUACAGUAGUCCGACACCUUUGAUCUCGUGGUAAAUCGAAAAGCAAAGCCGUCCGAUUCGAUUCGUAAGUUGCCAACUUGUCGUUUUCAUAUAAAACGCGUUAUUUUAUAAUGGUUACAGUUAUCAACUCAUAGCUUAUGUUGUAUGGGGAUAACUGUUAGAAAAGUUAGUUAAUCGGGCAUUAGUAGCAGAGAGUUUUUGAUACUUUUUAGUGAAAUGUUAGUAUUAAAUUGCAUAAAAA